Molecule: messenger RNA, 1644 nt
Organism: Penicillium cosmopolitanum
Lineage: Eukaryota; Fungi; Ascomycota; Eurotiomycetes; Eurotiales; Aspergillaceae
Product: sugar porter family MFS transporter
Exons: 5
Coding region: 1-1644 (547 amino acids)
Biological process (GO): carbohydrate transport; transmembrane transport
Cellular component (GO): membrane
Molecular function (GO): carbohydrate:proton symporter activity
Source: RefSeq, a predicted model, not a curated record
AUGGCCGACCAAACGGAUCUCACGAAGGAGCUCACGCCUGAAGGCUUCACUCACCAUGCCGAGGACAUAACGGCAGACCGCGAGCCCUAUGGGCCUCCUGGCCUGCGUGGCUUGGUGCAGAAUCCCUUCGUGUUGCUGUGUGCGGCUUGCUCCACGCUUGGUGGACUUCUAUUCGGAUAUGAUCAAGGUGUUGUGUCUAUCAUUCUGGUCAUGGACCAGUUCCUAGAGACCUUUCCUCGCAUCGACAGCUCAAGCGGUGCAUUUUGGAAGGGUCUCUUGACGGCCAUGAUCGAACUGGGUGCAUUGCUGGGUGCUUUGAAUCAGGGCUGGAUCGCCGACAAAAUCUCUCGUCGCUACUCAAUUAUCGUCGCUGUAAUCAUCUUCACAAUUGGCUCGGUCCUACAGACUGCUGCUAUGAGACUAUCCCAUGUUGACUGUGGCGCGGCUGAUUGGUGGCGUGGGUAUCGGCCGAAGCCCUGCGUGAAACCGACUUGUUCUAACUCAUCUCGUUUCAAGGUCCCCCCCGAAUGCCGUGGUACCCUCUUGGUCAUGGAAGAAUGGUGCAUCGUUCUCGGCAUCGUCAUUGCCUAUUGGAUCACCUAUGGAACUCGUUAUAUGAUCGGGGAAUGGUCAUGGCGACUACCCUUCCUCUUGCAGAUGAUUCCUGGAUUCGUUCUUGUUGCUGGCGUGAUCUUCCUGCCAUUCUCACCUCGUUGGCUCGCAUCCAAAGGCCGCAACGAAGAGGCCUUGAAUAGCCUCGCUAAGCUUCGCAACUUGCCAGCCACGGACCGUCGUAUCCGCCAGGAAUAUCUGGACAUUAUGUCCGAAGUCAAGUUCCACCAGCGCAUGAAUGCGGAAAAGCACCCGAAUCUGCAGAGCGGUUCUAGCAAGGAUUCAUUCCUACUGGAGCUGGCUUCUUGGGCCGACUGCUUCAAGAAGGGAUGCUGGCGCCGGACUCAUGUCGGUGUCAUGCUGUCAUUUUUCCAACAGUUCGUCGGUAUCAAUGCUCUAAUUUACUACGCACCCACCCUCUUCGGCACAUUCGGCUUCGAUACCAAUAUGCAGCUCAUCAUGUCCGGAGUCCUCAACGUAUUGCAAUUGGUCGGUGUCACCACUAGUAUCUGGACUAUGGAUACACUGGGCCGACGCAAAUUGCUGAUGUACGGUGCCGUCAUGAUGGCAAUCUCGCAUAUUAUCAUCGCUGCAAUGGUCGGUAUCUACAGCGACGACUGGCCCAACCACAAGACCCAAGGAUGGGUCAGCGCUGCCUUCCUAUUAAUCUAUAUGAUUUCCUUCGGUGCAUCAUGGGGUCCCGUUCCUUGGGCAUUGCCUUCUGAGAUUUUUCCUUCUUCCCUGCGCGCCAAGGGCGUUGCCCUCUCUACCUGUUCGAACUGGUUUAACAACUUUAUCAUCGGACUUAUCACUCCACCUCUCGUCCAAGACACCGGCUACGGCGCGUACGUGUUCUUUGCGGUUUUCUGCAUCCUCGCGGGUAUCUGGACAUACUUUUUUGUACCGGAGACUAUGGGUCGCACACUCGAGCAGAUGGAUCAUGUUUUCAAAGAUAACUCGAAUGAGGCCGAGCGCGCGAUUCGUCGGGCCAUUGAGUCGGAGAUCAUCGGCGCUGAGCGCGAUGUCGUAUGA